This is a messenger RNA of Drosophila busckii, 2220 nucleotides long. It is a transcript of the gene emp, whose product is annotated as scavenger receptor class B member 1. The coding region runs from base 148 to 1734 and encodes 528 amino acids. Lineage: Eukaryota; Metazoa; Arthropoda; Insecta; Diptera; Drosophilidae. The record is from RefSeq and is a predicted model, not a curated record. Gene Ontology annotation, molecular function: scavenger receptor activity. Gene Ontology annotation, cellular component: cytoplasm; membrane. The transcript has 7 exons.
UGUGCGCGCAUUCGAAGACUUGAGUUUUAGUUUCUCAGCGGCUUUGCUGGCGUUCAAGUCGAUAGUUUCCCGUUGUUUAAGACACACAAAAGAAAAACGUUUGCCGGCCCAUACAUAAACACAGCUUGAGAGCACAGCAGCAACAACAUGAAUGGACCCAAACAUAAACUCUGCACUAAAUUAUCCAGCACAUAUCUGCGCAAAUGGUGGAUCAUAAUUGCAAUUGGCGCGCUGCUUUUGAUUGGCGGCAUAUUUGUGGCAUGUGAGUUCUCAUUGCUUAUUAAUGCUGUAAUAGAUCGUAUGAUAGCAUUACGUCCUGGUGCCAAGACCUUUGGUUGGUGGGCAAAACCGCCGGUUGAGCCACGAAUUAGUUUGUAUAUAUACAAUGUGACAAAUGCGGAUGAUUUUCUAAGUAAUGGCUCAAAGGCCAUUGUCGAUGAGGUGGGACCCUAUGUCUACAGUGAGACGUGGGAAAAAGUAAAUAUUGUAGAGAAUGACAAUGGUACACUGAGCUAUAAUCUGCGUAAAAUAUAUAAAUUCCGCGAAGAUUUGUCCGCUGGGCCUGAAGAUGAUGUGGUUAUAGUUCCCAACAUACCCAUGCUGAGUGCCACCUCGCAAAGCAAGCACGCAGCCAGAUUUUUGCGCUUGGCUAUGGCCAGCAUUAUGGAUAUAUUAAAGAUCAAGCCUUUUGUGCAAGUCUCUGUGGGUCAACUACUUUGGGGCUAUGAGGAUCCGCUACUUAAGCUGGCGAAGGAUGUAGUGCCUAAGGAACAAAAGUUGCCCUACGAGGAAUUCGGUUUGCUCUAUGGCAAGAACGGCACCUCUUCCGAUCGCAUUACAGUCUACACGGGCGUUGACAAUGUCAAUCAAUACGGCAUCAUUGACAAGUUUAAUGGACGCACACAUUUACCCCACUGGACCACUGAUGAUUGUAAUCGUCUGGAUGGCACUGAUGGCUCCAUAUUUCCGCCGCAUAUAACCAAGGAUCGUGUACUAUACGUCUAUGAUAAGGAUCUGUGCCGUUUAUUGCCAUUGGUAUUUGAGAAGGAAGUAAUGACCAGCAAUGAGGUGCCCGGCUAUCGAUUUACACCACCCGAGUGGGUCUUUGCCGAUGUCGACAGCCAUCCCGAUAAUAUGUGCUACUGUCCGGCGGGAAAGCCAAGCUGCUCACCCAAUGGCCUCUUCAAUGUAUCACUCUGUCAAUACGAUUCACCGAUUAUGCUUAGCUUUCCACAUUUCUAUUUGGCCGAUGAUAGUUUGAGAACCCAAGUGGAAGGCAUUUCUCCACCCGAAAAGGAACGUCAUCAGUUCUUCUUUGAUGUGCAACCCAAAAUGGGUACCACUUUGCGUGUGCGCGGUCGUGUGCAAAUUAAUCUGGCUGUUAGUCAGGUGUUUGACAUUAAGCAGGUGGCAAACUUCCCCGAUAUUAUCUUUCCCAUAUUGUGGUUCGAGGAGGGCAUCGACAUGCUUCCCGAUGAGGUUACAGAUCUGAUGCGUUUUGCUGAGCAUGUGCCGCCUAAGAUUCGCAUUGUGCUCAUUGUCGCACUCUGCGCUGUCGGCGUCUGUCUGUUGCUGCUCUCAACAUUUUGUUUGAUACGCAAUUCGCAUAGGCAGAGCACACUGCACUUGGAAGGCUCGAAUUAUUUGGCCACGGCGCAGGUGGACAUGAAUAAGAAGCAAAACAAGGAUAACAAUCCCAGCACCAGCGGCAACAACGCCGGCACACGAUAUUGAACUUGGAUUGGACAUUAAUAUUGGCGAUCUUUAGUUUAUAGUUUUUGUAGCUAGGAGAGCACAGUUUGUGUGUUAGUCUAAAACAAAUGGAGCUGGGAAGACUUAUGUAUGUAUUUUGUCUGUAUAGUAGGUCCUCGUUAGUAAGUAAAACAUUAAUAUGAUAAUAAUAAUAUAUGUAUUUAGCUUGUAGGUGCAUAGUCUCUAUUAACGGUCGUGAUCGCUAUAAGUCUCAAAUUGUUGUUUUAUAUGAAAUUCCUCCCCCACCCGCACAACUCCCCCUCCCACUCUAACGAACUUUUUUUAGAGCUCAAAUGGUUUUUAGGCCAACAAAACAAUUCGCAAAUCAAUUAAUAAGGCAACGUCCCUCAUAUGAAUACUGCUAAUUAAACCAAAAAAGAAUUCAUAAUUGAUAUAUCUUUUGGACAACUUCCCGAUAUUAACGAUUAAAUCGAAAAUCUGUAACUAUAUUUGUAUAAUAUAUAUUGA